GAUGUUCGUCCGUGUCAGUCAAAUACAUGAUUAUGUGGCACAAAUAACGCUUUAUUGCAAUAUAUUUUGACUUGUAUGUAGCAACAUCUCAGCUCAUCGUAAAAUGUCAAUCGUGCAAGCUACGAAGAUCAUCUCCGGUCGUUGUUUGAUGUCAUGUUUUGGUCGUGUCGUCAGUUCGCCACCGAUCAAACGAAACAAGUCAGGAUCGACGGCUGUUGACACGGUAACAGAAAGCAGUCUAUUCACAGAGGACCAUUCACAGCUCAAAAGCGCACUGAAUAAGUUAAUAGAGAAAGAAAUCAAUCCCUAUGUAGACCAGUGGGAGGCAGAUCAUCGAUUUCCGGCGCAUGAAGUCUUCAAAAAACUUGGCAAUGCUGGAUUCCUUGGCGUCAACAAACCAACAGAAUAUGGUGGACUUGGAUUGGAUUACACUUACUCCAUGGCAGUGGCUGAAGAAUUGGGCAAUAUCAACUGUGGUGGUGUUCCCAUGGCGAUUGGUGUGCAGACUGACAUGGCAACUCCAGCAUUAACUAA
Messenger RNA from Saccoglossus kowalevskii, 534 nucleotides. Its product is annotated as putative acyl-CoA dehydrogenase 6. Gene Ontology annotation, cellular component: cytoplasm. Gene Ontology annotation, biological process: fatty acid beta-oxidation using acyl-CoA dehydrogenase. NCBI's taxonomy places the organism in Eukaryota, Metazoa, Hemichordata, Enteropneusta, Harrimaniidae. Gene Ontology annotation, molecular function: acyl-CoA dehydrogenase activity; flavin adenine dinucleotide binding. The record is from RefSeq and is a predicted model, not a curated record.